AUGCUCUGGGAAAAAGAUGGCGCUUCCAAAGCUGCCUUGAAGCACUUUUUCCAGUCUCAUUUGACAUCCACCCCUGCCUUUCGCCAUUCACCUUCCAAAGUCACUAUUCAACUCUACUACUAUGCCGAUCCUGCUUUCACCAACCUUGCUGAUUUCAAGAUGGAACCUUUAGAAAAACUCAUCAGCUCACUUUAUCCCGGCAAAUACGUUGAUUUGCGCUUGAUUCGAGUUCAUUACCCAUACAUGAAUGCUGAAAUCUUGGCUCAAUACUUGACUAUCAACUCAGAACGUAUUGGCUGGUCUCAACUCACACGUAGAUUCAUGAAGGGCGUUCCUUUGGUAAAGCCCCCACUUCCUCAUAACAUGCCUUUUGGUGUUCAAUGGAACAGUUUAUUGCCUCAGACAGCUAAUGGUCAAUUGACAUCGGCCAUUCAAGGUAUUAAAUAUCAAGUGUCAGGUCGUUUGGGUCGUAGAAAGGGUGCUUCAAGAACACAAGUGAUGCGCAAAUCACUCGGUACUUUCCAAUUCACAAGUCAUAAGUCCCUAGUGGAUGUAGGUCGCCAUACAUUUGCAAACAAGAAUGGUAGUAUCACUGUUAAGGUUUGGAUUGCUUCUGCUUUAUUUGGUGUCAAUGCUUUAGGAAACAAGCUUGGUAAGAAGGCUAUUGAAUCUGCUGCUAAACUUUAA
Messenger RNA from Gilbertella persicaria, 687 nucleotides. RefSeq lists its product as uncharacterized. Lineage: Eukaryota; Fungi; Mucoromycota; Mucoromycetes; Mucorales; Choanephoraceae. The transcript has a single exon. Gene Ontology annotation, molecular function: structural constituent of ribosome. The record is from RefSeq and is a predicted model, not a curated record. Gene Ontology annotation, biological process: translation. The coding region runs from base 1 to 687 and encodes 228 amino acids.